CCACGCCCUCAGCAGCUGUGAGCACACUGCGCAUGCGCACACUUUCCCUGAGCAGCAUGGACGGCAUUGAGGUGGAAGUGAGAGGAUCGAACGGGGCUUUCUACCCGGGGUACGUGCAGGAUGUCCACAAAGACUCGGUCACGAUCGUCUUCCACAAUAACUGGAUGCCAGAGAGACAGAUACCGUUCAGUGACGUGAGACUGCCUCCUAUGCCUGAUACUGUACCUCACAUAGCAGAAGGAGACCAGGUAGAGGUGUUCUCCAGAGCUAAUGAACAGGAAGCGUCGGGCUGGUGGUUGGCGCACGUUCGCAUGAUAAAGGGAGAUUUCUACGUUAUAGAAUACACCUCCUGCGACUCUCCUUAUAACGAGAUUGUCAGCCUAGAUCGAAUUCGGCCACUCAACACAAAUGAAAAGGCAACAAGCAAGACGUUCUUCAAACUUAGCGUGCCAAUACCAGAGGACCUGAGGGAAGUUUGUCUCAAGAAAGAUAUCCACAAAGAAUUUAAAAAAGCUGUGGAAGCCGAGAGUGUGUUUCUUGACAAAACUGGGAAAGAGCUUAUUAUACUGGCCAUGAAUGAAUCUGUCAUUAAUCAUUCAUCUCUCUUGUGUGACAUUCACCUUCGGAGCAUACGCACAAUAAACAUGUUAAUGACGCAAAACGAGGAGGCAACCAAACAGCUGGAGAACAAUAAGCGUUUUGCUGUUGCAUAUCAGGAAGAGUUCCAGGUGCGAGAAGAUCUCAUUGGGCUGGCUAUAGGUGCUCAUGGUGUAAAUAUCCAGCAGGCACGAAAAGUACCCGGCGUUUCAGCUAUCGAACUAGAUGAAAGCAAAUCCACUUUUCGUGUGUAUGGAGAGAACGAGGACGCUGUGAAGGCUGCCCGUGGGUAUCUUGAGUUCUCUGAAGGAUCAAUGUUGGUUCCAAGAGAGUUUGUAGGUAAAGUUAUUGGCAAGAAUGGAAAAGUGAUCCAGGAGAUUGUGGAUAAAUCAGGAGUUGUGCGAGUGAGAGUGGAAGGAGACAAUGAUAAAAGCAACCAGAAAAAAGAGGUGGCGGUCCCAUUCAUCUUCGUUGGAACCCAGGAAAAUAUCUGUAACGCACUGGCCCUGCUGGAAUACCACAUUGCUUACCUACAGGAUUUGGAACAGUUGAGAAUGGAUCGCUUGGUUAUCGAGGACCAGCUCAGGAAUGUUGGAGGAGGACUGCAUCUAACAUCCACACGGCCAUCCAAGGACAAAAGUGGAGAACUAGCAGAUAAUAACAGAAGCCAUGGUGGACGUGGUCGGGGUAGAGGAGGGAAAGCCUCCAAUUCUCACUCUCCCGGUAGGCGCUCCUCUGAUUCUGAGAAUAAGGAGGAAGCACCUGAGAGACUGAUUGAUACUCGAAGAGGAGGGAGUGAAAAACAUAUAAAACAGCUACCUUCUUCAAUAAAAAAUAGUACUCUUCACAAUCCUGAGGAUGACGUCUGUGACCCUCCGGGUCUCCCACAGAGGAAUUCUCGCAGGAAUAAGGUUGAUAUAGACAGGGAGGUGGUGGAUGUGAAUGGAGAGGGUCCCAUUGCUUCCCCACACAAUGGAGUUGAUGGAGGAUCACGACAACUUCGAGCACAUAGUCACCAGAGCAGGUUUCGAGGCAGAGCUGGGGAUUUUGCCAGUAGACGAGGCAGACGGGAAGUAACAGGACGUGUUUCAACAUCUGAUUCCUCUCACAUGCCAAAUGAGAAUCCUACAACAAAAAUCCAAAUUCAGAAUGAUGCCACAGAUAUCGAGACAACUAAUGGAGAGUCGUUAAGCAGACAGAAAGACACAGACUGUGUGGCCAACGGAACAUCUUAAUAUACUUCGAGCCCAUCCUACCCAACUGCAAUAAUAAU
Molecule: messenger RNA, 1870 nt
Organism: Pelobates fuscus (common spadefoot toad)
Lineage: Eukaryota; Metazoa; Chordata; Amphibia; Anura; Pelobatidae
Product: RNA-binding protein FXR2-like
Exons: 17
Coding region: 33-1832 (599 amino acids)
Biological process (GO): positive regulation of translation; regulation of alternative mRNA splicing, via spliceosome; regulation of mRNA stability
Cellular component (GO): dendritic spine neck; membrane; axon
Molecular function (GO): translation regulator activity; mRNA 3'-UTR binding; protein homodimerization activity
Source: RefSeq, a predicted model, not a curated record